Exophiala spinifera is the source of this 2298-nucleotide messenger RNA. RefSeq lists its product as uncharacterized. Gene Ontology annotation, molecular function: copper ion binding; oxidoreductase activity. The record is from RefSeq and is a predicted model, not a curated record. The transcript has 3 exons. The coding region runs from base 1 to 2298 and encodes 765 amino acids. Lineage: Eukaryota; Fungi; Ascomycota; Eurotiomycetes; Chaetothyriales; Herpotrichiellaceae.
AUGCGUUCUAUUUCUCUUCUCCUUGCUUCUGCCGCUUUCGGCCUUGCAAGAGCAGGCCACAGCGAGGCGGAUGUCACCGUCACCGUCACCUCGACCCGAAUUCACAGCAUCUGCCCUGCAACUACUAUAACCACAUGUCCCGCGCCUUCGACCGUCCAGGCCGGAUCGACUGGGCCAACGACUCUGAAGAGUGCUGAGGUUAGCAGCGCCGAGAACAACUGGGCCUCCCAGUGGGAGUCUCAGAAGACAAACUAUGCCGGUCCCUGGAAUGACUGGAGUGUAAGUGGGUCAGGCGCUGGUCUGCCAACUUCCGUUCCCUCAACGUCAGGCCCUGCCACAACGACCACCUCUGCCCGAAGCUCAUACUCUCCGCCGGGGGGUGGUUACAACACCACCAGCACUACCGGAUACCUGAACUCGACCUCGUCCACAUCUGUGACCUCCACGACCACAACAAGCAGCUCCACCGGAUGCCCAACCUACACGCCUGCCCACAACGCUUCGGACUUCUGCAACAGCGCAGCCGACCGAUCCAGGUGGUGCGGCGGCCAGGACAUCAGCUCCAACUCUUACACCAAUGGCUUCAAAACGGGAAGAACAGUCAGGUACACGUUGGUCAUUGACAACACCACCAUGAGCUUUGAUGGAACCGCGCCCAAGGUUGCUUUGACAGUGAAUGGCCAAGUACCAGGCCCUGUAAUCGAAGCAAACUGGGGCGAUCUGGUUGAAGUAACUGUCAUCAACAACCUGCAUGACAAUGCCACGAGCAUCCACUGGCACGGUGUUCGCCAGUUGGGUACCAACGACCAAGAUGGUGUCCCCGGUGUCACUGAAUGUGCGAUUGCAGGAUAUGGUGGUUCUCGGACUUACACCUGGCUUGCAUCCUCCUACGGUACUUCCUGGUACCACAGCCACGCUCUGGCCCAAUAUGGAGAUGGUGUCCGUGGUCCUAUCGUGAUUCACGGUCCUGCCACAGCAAACUACGAUAUCGACAUGGGUACCGUCAUGAUUGAUGACACUUUCGCCAAUGCCGUCGGCACACAAGCUGAUCUCAUUACUCACUACGGCCCAGGUGGUUCUUUCAACACUCUGUUCAACGGCAAGAACAUCAACCCAGUGGGACCUGGCGGCAAAGCUUUCGAAUGGACUGUCACACCUUGCCGCAAGCACUUGUUCCGCAUAAUCAACAGCUCUUCUCAGAACAUGUAUGUGGUUGGCUUUGAUGCACACAACUUGACUGUUAUUGCUGCCGACUUUGUCCCCAUCGUCCCGUACACCACCCCAUACCUCAAUAUCGGCAUUGGCCAGCGCUACGAUGUUAUUGUCGAGAUGAACCAACCGAUUGGAAGCUAUUACGUCCGAGCUGUCAUCCAAACUGGAUGUCCCUCUGGUGGUGCCAAUUCUGGUCUGGGUACGGCAAACGCUAUUAUCAACUACCAGGGUUCGAACUCAACACCGGUCACCAACACCCCCAUCACCAAUAUCACCGCAGCGGGCUGUACUGAUGAGCCCCUUGCAUCAUUGGUACCUUACGUUGCUCUCCCUGCGGGCGACUCGAGCAAAUUCCAAUCUUCGGCUCAGACCCUUCCAGCAGGUCAAGUCACUCAGGUACAGACCAGCACAGACGGUCUUGUUUAUCAAUGGUUCAUCAACAACGGCGUCAUGAGCGUCAACUACAGCUUGCCCACUUUGGAGAGAUUGGACUCUGGAGACAACAGCAGCACUUUCAGCAACCCGGUUGUUCUCAACCAGGCAAACGAAUGGGUCUACUUUGUCAUCCAAAACCAGUUCUUCGCAUCCCACCCGAUGCACAUUCACGGUCACGACGUCUCAGUCCUCGGCACUGGCACUUCACCUUGGAGCAGUGACCUUACUUCGACCUUGAACUUCAAGAACCCAAUGCGCCGAGACACUGUCAUGCUCCAAGGCUCUGCAGGACCUGGAAACCCAGCCGGCUAUACUGUCAUUGGUUUCGAGACCGACAACCCGGGUGCUUGGGUGAUGCACUGCCACAUUCUGUGGCACGUCGAUGAUGGACUUGCUUUGCAGUUUAUCGAGCGACCUGAUGACAUUGUCAAGGCUGCUUACACUUCCAAGCAAUCCUUCCAGGACGAGUGCGCUGCCUUGAAGAGCUACGAGGCCGCCAACCCGCAGUCGGUCAGGACCGAGGGCGAAUCGGGUAUGAGAAAACGUACUACUCUGGAACGCCUGGGUGUGUCCAACAAUCUGUAUGCUGGGUUGAAGAGACACGGUCAUAGUCACAAGAGAUAUGCUGGUCGCCACUUCCACGGCUACUAG